AUGGCAUUAACCACAUUGAAUCGAUUACAACUGACGCCCGAUAUUAAUAUUUGCCGUACAUUAAUUGGAAUGUGGCAAGUAUCUGGAAGUGGUUAUGGGCGUAUCGAUCCCGUAGCUGCCGUAAAAGCUAUGUUUGAUUAUCUAGAUGCUGGUUUCACAACAUGGGACUUAGCAGAUAUCUAUGGACCAGCAGAAGAUCUAAUGGGCGAAUUUCGGCGUCAACUACUCGCUACUCGUGGUGAAACGGCUCUAUCCAGUCUUCAAAUCUUCACCAAGUGGGUGCCGCAACCGACAAAAAUGACGAAAAAACUGGUAGAAGAAAGUAUUAACAAGUCUUUGACAAGAAUCGGUGUGAAAUCCAUAGAUUUGCUUCAGUUUCAUUGGUGGGACUAUCACAAUAGUAAUUACCUUGAUGCUCUACAAUAUUUAUCUGAGCUGCAAAAAGAAGGCAAAAUAAAACAUUUGGGUUUGACAAAUUUUGAUACUAAACAUUUAAAAAUAAUCCAUGAAGCAGGCAUUACAAUCGUUUCUAAUCAAGUGCAAUUUUCCAUCAUAGAUCGUCGUCCAGAAGUCCACAUGAUACAACACUGUCAGAAGCAUAAUAUUAAACUGUUAACGUACGGUACGUUAUGCGGUGGUUUGUUAUCAGAAAAGUAUCUCGGUAAACCUGAACCACGAGUCGAAGAUAUAAAUACUCCGAGUUUGAAAAAAUACAAGAAUAUGAUCGAUAGUUGGGGAGGUUGGGAGCUAUUUCAAGAGUUACUCAUCGUUCUCAAACAAAUUGCAAAUAAGUAUGGCGUUAGCAUCGGUAACGUAGCUGUGCGUUACAUUUUAGACAAACCCACAGUUGGAGGUGUAAUUAUUGGUGCGAGAUUAGGGUUAAGUGAACAUCUAAAUGACAAUGCCAAAAUAUUUCAAUUCAGUCUUGACAAUGAGGAUGUUGAAAAGAUAGAUACUAUAUCUCGAAAAUCGCGAGAUUUGUAUCGAGUAAUUGGUGACUGCGGCGACGAAUAUCGAUAA
This is a messenger RNA of Rotaria socialis, 1020 nucleotides long. Lineage: Eukaryota; Metazoa; Rotifera; Eurotatoria; Philodinida; Philodinidae. The record is from the annotation of a GenBank genome assembly.